ACGCCUCGCGCUGAUGUGGUUGCCAAGGGGAUGUGCGAACACCGGAAGCAUACUUUCUUUAUACGGAUUAAUAUGAUUGUUUCUGUGUAGUAUUUCAUUUUGCAUUUUUAUUACGUGGCACCUCAAAAUGAAAACGAAACUAUAAACCGUCCGCGACUUCACUUUUCUAGCACCAUGACUGCAGCUGCUCUGAAGAUUGGAGAUCAGUUGAUCCUUGAGGAGGAAUAUGAUGAAAACUAUAUCCCUUCCGAACAAGAGAUUCAUGAGUAUGCACGAGAAAUUGGAAUCGAUCCUGUUAAGGAACCAGAGUUGCUUUGGUUGGCGAGAGAGGGGAUUGUGGCCCCUUUACCUCCGGAGUGGAAACCAUGCCAGGAUGUCACUGGAGACGUGUACUACUUCAAUUUCUCCUCCGGACAGUCCGCCUGGGACCACCCGUGUGAUGAGCAGUACCGCCAGCUAGUGCUGCAGGAGCGCGAGCGGGCCCAGCCGCGCACGUCCAAGACAGCAGUUACAUCUGGUGGGAAAAAAGAGAAGAAGAAGAAGAAAGACAAGGAGGAGAAGAAGAAAGACAAGGAGGAGAAGAAGAAAGGGAAAAAGAAGGAACAGGAACUCAACCCUCCAGGGGUUAGUUUGGGUGGCAUGCUCCUCAGCUCUGGUCUUGGGUCCUUGCCAGCGCCUCUGAGUUCCCUGGCACCUCUGCGGGGUUUUGGAGCUGACACGUCCAUUCCGCCUCUUCGUGGGUCCCUCCUCUCUUCAGAUGGUCUGGAACCCCUGAAGACUUCUCUUGGGGGCCCUUUGUCCAGUUUAGGGUCUAGUGUGUUGGAAGGGAAGCAACUGGAGCAGAUAUCCCGUCUCAGCCCUGGCUUUAAGGAGGAGGAGAAGUCCUCAGACAGGGAGAGACCUUCAGGCCAGAGCCCACUGAUGCGCAAUCUGCAUUUUGAUUUGGAUGCCCUGGGGAAAAGCUUUCAGUAUGAGGACAGCGAGGCUAGUCUCAGUGCUCCUCCUGAAGAGCUGACUGAACCAGAGCUACAAGAUCUAGUAAGGGACCACAGCCCAGAGCCUGGCUCUCAGGACCUCACAACUGGCCCACAUAUUAGCACACCUGCACAGAGAGAUAGCAGGGAUCACAGCAGUAGAGAUCAUGGAGACGGGCAAGAGAAGGUUGAGGAUGAGGAGGAGGAGAUCCCAGAGGAAGAACAAGCUGGUGAAGAGUUCAUGAGUCAUGAGGAAGAGGAGGAGUGUAAAGAAGAUGACCAGGAAAGCCUGAUGAGUCAUGGGGAGAACUGUGAGGAGAAAAGGGGAGAGGAGAAUAAUAGUGACAUGUUGAAGAGAGCUCAGGAAAGUGUGGAAGAACCUAAAGGAGUUGAGGAAGAGAGCGACGAAGUAGUUGCUAUAUAUUCCAGAGGGAAACAUGACAGCAGUAAAGGCCUUGAGAGAUAUUAUCUAAGUAUAGAAGGAGAGAGCAAGAGAGAAGAGGAAUUUGACAGUGAGAUGAUAGAGAAGUGUAUCACCAGCGAAGUUGAGAGGGCUGCUGUUUUUGCAGAGAGGAGUGAGGUAAAACAGCGAUCCAGUGACACUGAACAAGCAAAUGGAAAGGACAGUGGACCUAGUGAAGAAGUUGUUGAGGUAUUUGAAGGUAAUGAAGAAGUUGUUCAAAAUGAUGACUCUGGGCAUCACAAAAGUGAGAGUGCACUAGAAGAUGCUGAAGAAGUGAUGGAUGCAGUUGAGAGAAGUGAAACCCCGAAAGCAGCAGAGGAGAGUGAGGAUAAUAUCAGUUUAAGGGACUGUUCACAGGGUGAAGGCGGCACGAGGGAGACAACAGAAAAGCAGAGUGCUGAGUUAUGUGAAGAGGUUUAUGAUGAAGAGGAUUUUGAGACCGACAUGAAACCGGACGUUGGUAGUGUGGAUGGUGAGGAAGACGACAGUGACAUCCUGGAGAGAUGUGUCAUAAGCGACAGAAACAUUUCAAGGGGAGAAAAGAGUGGUGAGGAGAGUGAUAUUCUGGAGAGGUGUGUUUCAGAGAACAUCUCACAGAAAGGUGAAAGUGAGCAGGUUGUUUUGAAAGGCAAAGACAAAAAGGUAUUAGAAAGUGAUGAUUGUGUUGAGGAGGAGGAGGAGGAGGAGGUAAAGGAGGAAGAGGAAGACAUUAUGGAGAUGUCUGUAGAAUAUGAAGAUGAGGAGGAGGAAGAGGAGAGUGAGAAAAAAAAAGUAAUCGAAAAGUAUGUAGAAAAACAGGAAAUGAGCUUAAGUGAGAAGGAAUUAAGUGGGACAGAGGAGGUGGAUACGAUGCAUAGAUUUGUACAAAGCUCAGAGGAAGCUAAAGUCAUUGAACAGGAAGAGGAAAGUGAGGUUGUGGAAAUAGAACGGGGCCAGGUAAAAGACGAAGAAGAAGAGGAAGAAAAGGACAGCAUUGGAGAAAAUGUUAAAGAAAGUGAAGAGGAUGAUGUAAUAAAGGAUACAGAACAGGGCAUCGCACCAGAAGAGCAGUGUGUUAAAACAGAACCCAAGGAGUCAGAUAGUGAUGAGGAGAUAUUAGAGAUUUGUGUUAAAAGAGAGCAAGAAGAAGAUGGUGAUUGUAGUGAACAAGGGAAAGAUAGCCAAGGCAAAGAAAGCCUCCUCAAAGAAAGUGAGAGGCUCAUAAGUGGCAAACCCCUAGGGAAGGGUAGGGCAACCCCCAAAAGCCCUGCACUUACACCCAGGGACGAAGACUCAGAGAAAAGCCAUGCAUCUGUGAGCAAAGAAGAAGCUGUUGAGGUCCUCUGUGAGGGAGAAGAAAGAGCCAGAUCAGUGGUUGGAGGUGGACAGAGAGAAAUCCCGUUCAUGUCGCUUCCGCGGAUGGAACGCAUGGGGAAAUUGCUUACGGUGCAGCGCACUAUUUUGCCCUGUGAGGAUACAGCAGCCAGUGGCAAAAAACGCAAAACCUUAUCACCCACUGAUGAUGUCAAGAGAGAAAAGAAUGAGGAUGACGAGAGCAGGGAGACCAAAGGGAGAGAACAAAGAGCAGACCAGAGAGAAAGGGGGGAAUUCACAGAGAGGUAUCUACUUGGUUUAGAUGGAGACAGCUUCCUGGCUGAGCAGAGGCUGCAGUUGUGUGCCAGUUCUCCAGACGUGUCCCAGGCCUCCUCAACUCACAUGAAACACAGCACUUUAGGAGAGGAGGGCCGAAGCUCCGGGAUGAGAAAGCUGGGUGCCUCUCCAGUGGCAGCGCCCAGGAGAGGACUGGUGCGGAGCUCCCACGCCUCAUCAGACGAGGACCAACACGAGGAGCAGAAUGAAGCAGACAUGCAGAAGAGCAGAGGGUCGGUAGAUGAAAGGAUGAGCAGAAAGGGGGAGAGACAAAAAUCAGAGGAAGAGGAACAAAGUAAAGAACAGGAAGAGGAAGAAGAAGAUGAGGAGUUAGAGGUUGAGUUGGAAGGGGAUGAGGAGGAUGAGGAGUGGGAAGUGAUGGAAGAUGAAGAGGAGGAGGUGGAGCUAAAGAUUCCAGAGAAAAAACUGGGGGAGGAGAGAAAAGGGAUGGUGAAGGUAGGGGAAGUGAAGUUGAAAAAGAUGGAAGUUGAUAUAAUGAAACAGAGAACAGACAUUUUAAAAGAAAAAGAAAAGUUAAAAACAAGAGAAGAGGAGUUGAAUAGUGAGAUAGAGGAGACAAGCGCUCAGGUAGCAGAGCAAACAAGGCAGAGGGUCGAAAGGACGAAACUUGUAGAGGACAUCACUUAUGGAAGACCGUGGAGUUACCAAGACAAGCAGAGGUUAACGUUUCUCAAAGAGGAUGCAAGGCAAAUCGAUGAAGAAGAGGAGGAACGCCGACAGAAAGAGGAGGAACGGCGACAGAAAGAGGAGGAACGCCGACUGAAAGAGGAGGAACGCCGACUGAAAGAGGAGGAACGACGACUGAAGGAGGAGAACGAGGCCAACCUCAGAGCCCUGAGGCUGCAGCUGGACUCGAGCAGGAGAGAAGAGGAGGCCAGGCUGAGAGCUGAGUCGGCCCAGCAGCUCCAGCAGCUCAGGGAGAGCGCUCAGAGGGAGAGAGAAAUCCAGCAGCGUCUGCUCAUAGAGGAGAAUGAGGCCAAGCUGAGAGAGCUGCAGAGGGCUCUGGAGGAGGAGAGGAGAGCAGAGCGUGAACGUCUGGAGGCCCAGAAGAGGCGGGAGCUCCAGCGACUGCAGGAGGAGUCGGAGCUGGAGCUCAUGCAGGAGAAGAGGCUGCUACAGAAGAAGAACGAGGAGGCUCUGGCCUCGCUGAAGCUGGAGGUGAAGACCGACGAGAUGCUAAGGGAGGUACCAAGCAGCUCAAAGCAACAGUUGACAGAGUAUCGGACCGAGCUUGGAGACGUACUGCUGGAGAUCAGGGAUGAGCUUCAGCGGGACCACAACCGGAAGGUGGAGCAGUUCAAAGAGGAGCAGCGUCAGAAGCUGGAGGACAUCAGGCUGGAGCAUGUGGAGCAGGAGAGCAGUCAGAGGGAGCAUUUGCGGACCACCCUGCAAGGAGAGAGGGAUCGUCUGUUGUCCUCACACAACCUGCAACUCGAGCAACUCAAAACCCAGCUGGAUAAGCAGGUCCAGAGGACACGUCAAGCGUACUCCAAGAAGGAGGAAGAGAUUAAGGAACUAGAGCUACAACUGGACAUACGUGCCAAAGAUCUGAAGACUCAGGAAGCCAUGCUCUUUAGUCAGACAUCAGAGAUCCAAAAGAGAAGACACCAACUAGGACUCAAAGAAAAUGAGAUCGAGGGGCUUCAUGAGGAUCUUGAGAAAGUGACACUUGAGAGGGACCGUGCCAGAGAGGAGGCCCAGCUGGAGAGGCAGGAGAAGGAGCGCCUGAAGGAGGAGAACCAGGCCAUGAAGGCCGAGCGGGAGAAGCUGGAGAAGAAGCUGGAACUGCUGCAGGAGCGUUGUGACCAGCUGAGCCGCCGUGUCCGCGACCUGGAGCAGACAGAGAAGAGAGUCUCUUCCUCCAGGUCAGAACAAAGGCAAACAAAGGUCAACACCAAGGGUAAAGAAACGAGAAAGAAGGACCGGGAGUCUUCCUCACUUCCCAGUGAUGAGCAGUCGUUACACGUGGAGGACCUGGAGCCCCCGAAGGCAUCCUCCACCCCUCCACUCCCCAAAAGCAGCGAGAGUAUGGAGGGUCUGAGGUACUACAUAUCGUCAGAAGGCAUGUCGCUGCAGAGGGCCCGGAACUUUCUGGAGCAGCAGAGCGGUAGCUUGAGUGAGAGGCAGGCAGUCCUGAUGGCUGCCCGCUCGAGCUGUUUCCAAGGCCCCGUCAGAGAGGGGGCCAACCAGGAGCUGCUAAAGAACCUCCAGCAGGAGGCGAAUCAUCUCGAGCAGCUGAGGGCUACUGUGCAGAAGGGACAGAGUCUUCUAGAGAAGAAAGCAGAGAGACUCACCCACUUGGAGAGCUCAUUGGUGGAUGAGUUUUCAUACAAUGACACGUACAGACAUGAUGUGGAUAGGAAAGUCACAUUUGUUGUCACAGACUCAGACAUGAGCAGUGUCGAUGGCCAUGAAGGGACAGAUGUCCAUCCAACUGUCCCAGCCAAAGUGCAGCAUUUAGCUGACUCCCUGCAGCACAUCUCUGAGCAGCUCAACACGGUCCUAGAGGCUCUGGGUUCUCUAUCUCAAAAGAAAGCUCCACUCUUACCGAAUGUUCAGGCCUCCUACCAACCCCUAUCAGUGCCUUUAUCUCAGGAACAGGCCCUCUCCUCUGGCCUGCUGUCUGCAUCCAGAUGGCCUUGGGCCUCUGCCAUGACUGGCACCAGUAACCUAGGCAGGGCUGGCAACAGCUUCAUUUUCCAGAAGGAACGUGAGGAUUCAGUUGCCUCCAACAAAUUAUCUUCUGGUAAGUUGGGGCUUCCCAUGAACGUCCGUGGAGGUUAUUCAAUGAUAGGCAAUUACAACCUCUCAGGGUUUCCUACAGCAAGUGAGCAGGUGCAGAGUAUGUUGUCUACAAAGUCCACAGAGAUGGAUGACCAGCAGUUGCAAAGCCUGAUUGAGUGCAACAAGAGAUGGCUUGAAACACGCAGGAAAGAUCCUGGCAUACCCUUGUUUACCCGUUAUAGGCCUCCGUCCUCCCUCGGUGGACUCGUCCAACUGGGUCUGGAUGAGAGUAAUCAGAUAAAGGUCUACCACUACUGAGGAACCACUCUGCGUUGUUCUGAUAUCAUCUGUGUGCAUGUACAAGAGACUGUGUGGGAACAAAACAAAAAUUCCAUUCCAGUUGUUUCUGAAUUUGUUGUUUUUUGUGGUGAGAAACUGAAUCAUGCAAAGCAUUGGUACAUUUUGAGCCUGUUGACACCAACAAGAUGACCAUUUCACGCUUAUUUCUGUAAUUGUACUGGGCCAACAUUUGAAGAGGUCCUAAAUGCAUAUCAAUUUAAGAUUUAAAUCUGGGUAAGGUAACUGCAGGAAGUCAGUCCUAUCCGCUCUAUAGUAAUCACUGGGACAUUUUUCCAGAGCACUCUACAAGGCCUUUUAAUGAACACCUCCUUAAUGUCUGUAUUGGCUCUGUACUCUAGAUAUAAAUGCCAUGUACGUUUGUAAAGUAGUUUUGUAAAAUACAUUAAUAAAAUGUAUAUUUGUAGUGUC
Alosa sapidissima (American shad) is the source of this 6579-nucleotide messenger RNA. Its product is annotated as centrosomal protein of 164 kDa-like. The record is from RefSeq and is a predicted model, not a curated record. Bases 175 to 6129 code for a protein of 1984 amino acids. Gene Ontology annotation, molecular function: protein binding. NCBI's taxonomy places the organism in Eukaryota, Metazoa, Chordata, Actinopteri, Clupeiformes, Clupeidae. The transcript is spliced from 28 exons.